UUCAGUUCACUGCUGGCUGUCGGGACGGAAGUGAUGGUGCGGCCAAAGCGAACCGGCACAGUUUCUCGCGGGUAAACAUUCAAAUGACGAGAGCGUCGCGGUGAAGUGUUCUACCGGUUUUUUCCUGUGCGCUCGUCUCUGAGAGACACUUGAGCAAUUAUCAAAGAACUUGUGUGCGCUCCUCAGACUGGCCAAGAUAAACACGCGCUGUCGCUGUGGAGUCAAAGUGAGAGGAAAAUUUUCCUUGGGUCUCUUGUGAAAUUAUUGCGGUGUAGAAUUUUUUGCUAUUCUUGCUCGUCUCGCGCCCAUCCAUCCGCCAAUUAACUGCAUAAUGGCGAUAUUCAGAGUGUGAGAGAGGCAGAGACUUAAGCAACGUGCAAUUAAAUAGAUUGAUUCCGAUCUGUGUGCGUAUUUUAAGUUUUAAUGACAACAUACCAGGCGCCUCCACGCGGGAGGUGAGCUUGGAAGAAAGUGCGAAGAAGUGAGUGAUGUGACGCUGUUUCGCUGGCAUUAUUUACACUGUCCAUGGUGCGGUGCGGGCGAUUUGCUGGACAAGGGUGAGGAGUGACUUCCUCUACCCGUGGACAUCCCACUGGAGGCAAGUCCAUGGGCCAGACAUCUAGCAUGUGCCGCUUCCGUGGAUGCCGCUACAAGAAAAGCUUACACCUGCGAAGCAUAGACGCGCCUCAGAACAGAAUGCCCGCCGAGCAGGGGGGCGCGGACUCUGGUACUCGUUCCGGCGUCCCCCUGCCACUGCAGCUGCCCGCACCUGACACGCAGGUCAGCUAUGAUGCCGAGUACGCUCGCAUGGAGGCCUGGCUGGAUGAGAAUCCCGAGUUCGCGCAGGACUACUUCAUCCGCAAGGCCACGCGCCAGGUUGUGGACGCGUGGCUCGUGAAUCACGCCACGCCGGGGGCGGAAAUAUCAUCGCCAACCUACAAUUCGGGCGCCUGCUCGUCGCGAGGCGGCUCAGGGGCCACAACUCCAGUCAGAAAAAUCUCAGCCCACGAGUUCGAGCGAGGGGGCUUGCUGAAGCCUAUUGUGAACACCAUCGACGGCACCCCCACGUUCCUCAGCGUCGGCUGCCAGAAUGAGGGUGCCGCAGCUGUCAUGGGGGCUGCGGGCGGGGCCGGCGGUUGGGGGCGACCGCAGCGAUUGUCACGCAAUGAACUCAAGCUCCUUGACGAGAAGGAGCUCAUCUUUGAAUUGGUGAAGGACAUCUGUAAUGAACUGGACGUGAGGUCGCUGUGCCACAAAAUCCUGCAGAAUGUCUCGAUACUGCUCAAUGCGGAUCGGGGAUCUCUCUUUCUCGUCCAGGGACGCACGAAUGCGUGCCAGAACGUCCCUAAGAAAUGCUUGGUAUCAAAGCUCUUCGAUGUUUGUCCACGGAGCACGCUCGAGGAGAUGGAGCAGCAGGAGGAAGUGCGGGUGGCAUGGGGCACAGGAAUAGCUGGACAUGUUGCGGAGAGUGGAGAGCCCGUGAACAUUCCCGAUGCAUAUCAGGAUGAGCGCUUCAAUCGGGAGAUAGAUCUGCAGACAGGCUACCGGACAAAGGCGUUGCUCUGCAUGCCGAUCAAAGAUGCUACGGGGGAUGUCGUGGGAGUGGCUCAAGUCAUCAACAAACUCAAUGGUGAUUCCUUCACCGAGAACGACGAAAAGGUCUUCGUGCGCUAUCUCCAGUUCUGCGGCAUUGGACUGCGAAAUGCUCAGCUGUACGAGAAGUCGCAGCUGGAGGUGAAGCGCAAUCAAGUGCUGCUGGAUUUGGCGAGGAUGAUCUUCGAGGAGCAGAGCACGAUAGAGUAUAUGGUUUUCCGGAUACUCACGCACAUGCAGAGCCUCAUCCAGUGCCAGCGUGUGCAGAUCCUGCUCGUCCAUGAGGCAUCCAAAGGCUCCUUCUCGCGGGUGUUCGACUUUGAACCGAACGACCUCAGCGAGGAUGGCAGUCAAGCUAGAACUAGUCCGUAUGAGAGUCGCUUUCCUAUCAAUGUGGGUAUUACAGGGUUUGUGGCAAUGACUGGAGAGACUGUGAAUAUUUCCAAUGCUUAUGAGGAUCACCGGUUCGACCCGAGUGCCGACGAGGGACAAUCCUUCAAGCACAAGUCCAUUCUCUGUAUGGCGAUAAAGAAUUCACUGGGCCAGAUAAUCGGUGUGAUUCAGCUAGUGAAUAAGUUCAAUGAUCUGAUUUUCACAAAGAACGACGAGAACUUCGUGGAGGCUUUCGCCAUCUUCUGCGGCAUGGGCAUCCACAAUACUCACAUGUACGAGAAGGCGGUGGUCGCGAUGGCGAAGCAGAGUGUAACCCUCGAAGUUCUCAGUUAUCAUGUUUCCGCCUCAAUUGACGAUGCCAUCAGAUUGAGGCGACUGAAAGUCCCUUCGGCGGCCUUCUUCAAGUUGCACGACUUCUCCUUCGAUGACAUGCACAUGGAGGAUAGUGACACUCUCUUGGCAUCUCUGCGGAUGUUCUACGAUCUCUCCCUCGUGGAUCGCUUCAACAUCGACAUCGAGGUACUCUGUCGGUGGCUGCUCAGCGUCAAGAGGAACUAUCGCCAUGUGACUUAUCACAACUGGAGGCACGCUUUCAACGUGACGCAGAUGAUGUUCGCCAUCCUCACCACGACUCAGUGGUGGAAGAUAUUCGGGGACAUUGAGUGCUUGGCACUCGUGAUCGCCUGCUUGUGUCAUGAUCUCGACCACCGAGGGACCAACAACUCUUUUCAGAUCAAAGCAUCAUCUCCUCUCGCUCAAUUGUACUCCACAUCAACGAUGGAGCAUCAUCAUUUCGAUCAUUGCUUGCUCAUCCUCAAUAGUCCUGGCAACCAAAUCCUGUCGAAUUUAUCAUCCGACGACUACAGCAAGGUGAUACGCGUACUUGAGGAUGCAAUCCUAUCAACAGAUCUUGCAGUUUAUUUUCGGAAACGGGGACCAUUUCUAAAUGCUGUUAAACCAAAUUCAAUGAACUACUGGCUGGCCGAUGAGUCCAGAGGCCUGCUUCGUGCCAUGAGUAUGACUGUAUGUGAUUUAUCGGCUAUCACAAAGCCGUGGGAGAUUGAGAAACGGGUGGCGGAUCUCGUGAGUUCGGAGUUCUUCGAGCAAGGUGAUAUGGAACGACAGGAACUCAACAUUACACCUAUUGACAUUAUGGACAGGGAGAAGGAAGAUCAGUUACCAAUGAUGCAAGUUGGAUUCAUCGACUCUAUAUGUUUACCCAUCUAUGAGGCCUUCGCUGUAUUAUCACCAAAACUGGAGCCCCUCGUUGAGGGUGUGCGCAACAAUAAAGAGCAGUGGAUGAAAUUGGCGCAAUCGUGCAAUAGGAAGACGCUGAGUGUGCGACACAACUCCAUCCCUUCGAUCACGAACCACAACAACAACCACAUCAACCAUCAUCUUCCCAGGCGAUCGAUGAGCAACGUGACGAGUAGCUUAAUAAAUCGUGAUAGUUGCUUGAGGACACCCAAGAUAGUCGGCAAGAUGAAUUGCUGUGCAAACAGUGUCACGAGCAAUUGCACAGUGAAGCUCAAUGGCACGGCUGGCACCAAAAAGCUCCUCGAGCAGCAAGAUUACUGCAACCAUCAAGUCACGGACCAAUGGGCAGACUAGGCUAGGGCUUUCCACUAAGAGUACCUUCUUGCUACACUCUGCAACAUGCACCAAUGAGUCAGUUUGAUGGGGAUGUGAGUUAUCCCGCACGCAAUCCCUGGUAUUUCACCCCAUAGACAAGAUAAAAUCAUUGUGUGAGUGUUAUUUUCUAUCAAAGAGUAAAAUAUAAUUACUGAUGAAAGCACAUAAGAUGUGGGGAGAAAGCACAAAGGUAAUAAAUAUAUCUCUCAAUUAGCGCAAUUGUGUAUAAAGAAGUGACCGUGAAGAGAUGUGAAGGAAGGAGAUAAAGGAAAAAAUUGUGAUGCUCUCUAAAUUGUAACAUAAAGAAUUAUUUAACUUAUAGUAGUAAUAAAAUAUGGACAGAA
Molecule: messenger RNA, 3962 nt
Organism: Phlebotomus argentipes
Lineage: Eukaryota; Metazoa; Arthropoda; Insecta; Diptera; Psychodidae
Product: dual 3',5'-cyclic-AMP and -GMP phosphodiesterase 11-like
Exons: 15
Coding region: 607-3597 (996 amino acids)
Biological process (GO): signal transduction
Molecular function (GO): protein binding; 3',5'-cyclic-GMP phosphodiesterase activity; 3',5'-cyclic-AMP phosphodiesterase activity
Source: RefSeq, a predicted model, not a curated record